Messenger RNA from Sporisorium graminicola, 1176 nucleotides. RefSeq lists its product as uncharacterized. The record is from RefSeq and is a predicted model, not a curated record. The coding region runs from base 1 to 1176 and encodes 391 amino acids. Lineage: Eukaryota; Fungi; Basidiomycota; Ustilaginomycetes; Ustilaginales; Ustilaginaceae. The transcript has a single exon.
AUGGUGGCAGCUCGCAGACAGCGACAAGCGCAAAAGUUGCAGGAGCAGCAAAUCUCUGCAGCGCUGACUGAAUCCAAGCCAGCCAGCAACAAAGUAUCGUUCGACGAUUCCGACGACGAUAACGCAGGCACCGCUCAGGCUUCCACGUCCGCUUCGACACCCAGCAUCCCCACGAAGAACGUAAGAGGCUCACAGGAUGACGACAGCGAUGACGACGAUGCGCCCAUCGAAGUGGUGAGCAACAAGACAUCCCGCAAACAGGCAGCGCAAGAUUCAGCCCGAGCAAAAGCGCAGGAGAAGGCCGAAAAGGCAAAGCGACAGGCUGCCGAGAAGAAGAGACUAGAGAAGCAAAAGAAGAAGGAAGCAAUCCAGGAGGUACUGGAUGCUAAUGCAACUGUGGAAGCGGCAGAAGAGGAGGAGCAGGUUUCGGCCGAAACGAACGACGAGAAAGGCUCAGAAAGCGAGGUAGAAGAUGCAGAUGCAUCAAGUCGACUGGAUCCUUCGCUCUUUGCUGAAGUCUUCGCAAAACCCGUCUCAACACCAAAGUCCGUCUUGAAAAAGCGCUCUGCCGAGGAGGCGGCGGACGAGGUAGCGAGACUGCAGAAAGAGAGGAAGCUGAAGCGCAAAAAGCAGAGAGCCGGUGGUGUGGUCAAAGGUAGGGAUGGCCUGCCGAUGAGACUGGCUAAUGAUGGCACUGUGCUCCGUGCUCUCAACACCGGGCCGUCGAACCGCAAGACUAGCUUUGACGGCGAAGAAGACCAACUCGAAGAGCCGCUCGACGAGAUGACACGACCCACACCGUUGGACCCUUCGGCUUCGCUGCCGAAUGCCAAGGCGAGAGCGUUCAAGAAGAGAGUCCUGGCCAAGAAGGAGCCUUCAAAGGCGACAGCUUCCUCGAAGGGCUCGAGUGCGAAGGCCAAGAAGAACGAGGACGAUCCUCUUGGGCUCAACGAUCCUGCCUUCUUGCCCGGCGGAGAGUUCUACCACCUGAUGAACAAAGGCGACAAGCCCAAAGGCGCGAAGCAGGGUCGUCAGCAGGAGCCAGCCUCAGCGCGUCAAUCUUUCCGUGGCGGAGGCACUCGUAAAGAGGCUGUCUUGGUGAUGCGUUCACGAAGCCGAAGCGGCCCAUCGCUUGGCUUUGCACGAAGUCAACAAGAUUCGGACGAUGAUAAUUAG